CACAUCAAAGCAUAAAAAAGUGAUGUUUUUUAGAUCCAGGUCGGAAAGAUAAAAAACGUCACUUUUUUAAGGCGUAGCUUUUUUAUUAUAUCCAGGCUAUACUUUCCUGUUCUUUUUAUUUUUGUAAUAUGGGCAUUUUCGGCUUUGGAUCUAACAGCAACAAUACCCCCAAACCAGAGGAAACUCAAGAUCUUGACGACUUGUACUCACCUACCGGCCAAUCAACCAGUUUUGAAGAAUCAUUUGGUCAUGAAGAAAGUGGCUAUGAAAAGAUGCCUGACUUUAUGUCCUCAAUCACACUCGAUUCAAACCGUCUUCAACCCAUGUCACUCCAGGGUCUCGAUUUUUUGCAAAUAGAAGAUAGUGCACCCGUCGGUUCUUCCUCUGGCUUCACACCUUCCCGUGGCUGGUCUGACGAUUUGUGUUAUGGUACGGGUACUACUUAUCUGGCUGGUUUGACCCUUGGUGGUGCUUAUGGUAUGGCAGAAGGUCUCAAAAAGAGCUCAGGUGCCUUUAAAGUUCGUUUGAAUACCACAUUGAAUACAAUCACUAGAAGAGGUCCUGGUGUUGGUAACGCUGUGGGUGUUAUUGCCAUGGUGUAUAACGGAACAAACUCGUUAAUUGGUUAUACCAGAGGAACCCAUGAUACAUUGAAUAGUGUGGCAGCUGGUGGAAUUGCUGGUGCAAUCUUUAAAUCAACUGCAGGUCCUAGAGCUGCUGGUAUCUCCGCUGCUAUUUGUGCUGCUGUUGCUGGUACUUGGUCUUUUAUAGUUCAACUUCAACAAUAAAAAAGGGAGAGGGAGGAGUCAAUUCGAUACACGAAAUGAAAUUAGAUACAAUCCAAGAAGAGAAUUUUUUUUUUUUACUUGGUAAAUUGAAAGUGAUGUCUCUAAAAGGAAGGAAGGAGAAGGGAGAGAGAGGG
Molecule: messenger RNA, 922 nt
Organism: Rhizopus microsporus ATCC 52813
Lineage: Eukaryota; Fungi; Mucoromycota; Mucoromycetes; Mucorales; Rhizopodaceae
Product: Tim17-domain-containing protein
Exons: 2
Coding region: 129-788 (219 amino acids)
Biological process (GO): protein import into mitochondrial matrix
Cellular component (GO): mitochondrial inner membrane; TIM23 mitochondrial import inner membrane translocase complex
Molecular function (GO): transmembrane protein transporter activity
Source: RefSeq, a predicted model, not a curated record